AUGAGGUUGUUGUCUAGAAAAGCCACGUGUAAUACUCAUGGACAAGAUUCGUCUUACUUCCUAGGAUGGCAGGAAUACGAGAAGAACCCAUAUGAUGAGAUCCAGAAUCCAACAGGCAUCAUUCAGAUGGGUCUAGCAGAGAAUCAGCUCUCUUUUGAUCUUCUUGAGUCAUGGCUUGCUGAUAACCCGGAUGCAGCUGGGUUCAAGAAAGAUGGGCAAUCCAUAUUUAGAGAGCUUGCUCUUUUCCAAGAUUAUCAUGGCCUUGCAGCGUUCAAGAAAGCAUUGGUGGAAUUCAUGGCAGAAAUAAGAGGCAACAAAGUGACCUUUGAUCAAAACAAAAUAGUACUCACUGCCGGUGCAACUUCGGCUAAUGAGACCCUCAUGUUCUGCCUUGCUGAACCCGGCGAGGCCUUUCUUCUUCCCACUCCAUACUACCCAGGAUUUGAUAGAGAUCUCAAGUGGAGAACUGGGGUUGAGAUUGUACCCAUUCAGUGUACAAGCUCAAAUGGCUUCCAAAUCACUGCACCAGCCCUUGAAGAAGCUUUUCAAGAAGCCCAAAAGCGCAACCUAAGGGUUAAGGGAGUCUUGGUCACAAACCCCUCAAACCCUUUGGGUACUACAAUGACUCGCAAUGAAUUGAAUCUUCUUUUAAGCUUUAUCACCGAAAAGGGCAUUCAUUUAAUAAGCGAUGAGAUUUAUUCUGGUACAGUUUUUAGCUCUCCAGGAUUUGUAAGCAUCAUGGAAGCUUUGAAGGAUAGGAAAUGUGAAAAUAGUCAAGUUUGGAAUAGAGUUCAUAUUGUGUAUAGUCUAUCAAAGGAUCUUGGACUCCCUGGUUUUAGAGUUGGUGCAAUUUACUCAAACGAUGACAUGGUUGUAUCUGCAGCAACCAAAAUGUCUAGCUUCGGUUUAGUGUCUUCUCAAACUCAAUAUCUUCUCUCUGCUCUUCUCUCCGAUAAAAAGUUUACGAGGAAUUAUAUCUCAGAGAAUCAAAAGAGGCUUAAACAACGUAAAAAAUUGCUGGUCAAGGGCCUUGAAAAGGCCGGAAUCAGCUGCCUAAAGAGCAAUGCUGGCUUGUUCUGUUGGGUUAACAUGAAACUUCUCCUGAGUUCUAACACGUUUGAAGCAGAAAUGGAGCUUUGGAAAAAGAUUGUGCAUGAAGUUAAGCUAAAUAUAUCUCCUGGUUCUUCUUGCCAUUGUACGGAGCCGGGGUGGUUUCGAGUAUGCUUCGCUAACAUGUCUGAAGAAACACUAAGCCUAGCAAUCCAACGAUUGAAUUCUUUUGUGAAGUCCAUGAACAAUCAAAGCCACCACCAAAUCAAGAAAAGCUCAAGAAGAAAGUCCCUCACCAAGUGGGUUUUCCGGCUAUCGUUUGAUCAUGACCACCGUGAGCCUGAGGAACGAUAG
This is a messenger RNA of Dovyalis caffra, 1404 nucleotides long. The record is from the annotation of a GenBank genome assembly. NCBI's taxonomy places the organism in Eukaryota, Viridiplantae, Streptophyta, Magnoliopsida, Malpighiales, Salicaceae.